AUGGAAGCAGGAAACCACACAGAAGUAUCAGAAUUCCUCCUCUUGGGUCUCUCAGAGGAUCCUGAACUGCAACCCCUGCUCUUUGGAGUGUUCCUGUCCAUGUACCUGGUUACUGUGCUUGGGAACCUGUUCAUCAUCUUGGCCAUCAGCUCUGACUCCCAGCUCCACACCCCCAUGUACUUCUUCCUCUCCAACCUGUCAUUCAUAGACAUCUGCUUCAUCUCCACCACCAUCCCGAAGAUGCUACUGAACAUCCAGACACAGAGAAAAGACAUCUCCUACAUAGGGUGUCUCACUCAGGUGUAUUUCUUUACGAUAUUUCUUGGACUUGACAAUUUCCUCCUGACCAUGAUGGCUUAUGACCGGUUUGUGGCCAUAUGCCACCCCCUGCACUACACAGUCAUCAUGAACCCUCACCUGUGUGGCCUCCUGGUUCUGAUGUCUUGGCUCAUCAUUUCCUGGGUCUCCCUGUUUCAUAUUCUACUGAUGAUGAGACUGACCUUCUGUAUAGGCACUGAAAUCCCACAUUUCUUCUGUGAACUGUCUCAGGUUCUCAAAUCAGCCUGCUCUGACACCCUCAUUAACAACAUCUUCUUGUGUGUGGCCACUGCUCUGCUGGGUGUGUUUCCACUCACGGGAAUCCUUUUUUCUUACUCACAGAUUGUCUCCUCCUUAAUGAGGAUGGUCUCCAUUGAGGGCAAGUAUAAAGCAUUUUCCACCUGUGGGUCUCACCUGUCUGUCGUCUCCUUGUUCUAUGGGACAGGACUGUGGGUCUACCUGAGUCCUGCUGUAACCCAUUCUUCCCAGAGAAGCUCAAUCGCCUCAGUGAUGUACGCCGUGGCCACCCCCAUGCUGAACCCCUUCAUCUACAGCCUGAGAAACAAGGAUGUGAAGGGAGCCCUGGGAAGACUCCUCAGCCGGACAGCCUCUUGUCUGUGA
This is a messenger RNA of Diceros bicornis minor, 939 nucleotides long. RefSeq names its product olfactory receptor 7D4-like. Bases 1 to 939 code for a protein of 312 amino acids. The transcript has a single exon. The record is from RefSeq and is a predicted model, not a curated record. Gene Ontology annotation, biological process: G protein-coupled receptor signaling pathway. Lineage: Eukaryota; Metazoa; Chordata; Mammalia; Perissodactyla; Rhinocerotidae. Gene Ontology annotation, molecular function: G protein-coupled receptor activity; olfactory receptor activity. Gene Ontology annotation, cellular component: membrane.